Molecule: messenger RNA, 2456 nt
Organism: Indicator indicator
Lineage: Eukaryota; Metazoa; Chordata; Aves; Piciformes; Indicatoridae
Gene: SAMD4A
Product: sterile alpha motif domain containing 4A
Exons: 12
Coding region: 127-2244 (705 amino acids)
Biological process (GO): nuclear-transcribed mRNA poly(A) tail shortening; regulation of mRNA stability; negative regulation of translation
Cellular component (GO): P-body
Molecular function (GO): protein binding; translation repressor activity; mRNA binding
Source: RefSeq, a predicted model, not a curated record
CCGAAUCGCAGGGGAGGAAGCAGAGUUGGGUCAGGGAGGCUUCCCUGGUUAUUUAUUUUCUCCCCCCACCUCCCUCACUCCCAACCCUGCAGAGGUGUCUUCUCCUUGGGGGGCCACCGGCUCACCAUGAUGUUUCGAGACCAGGUUGGCGUGUUGGCCGGUUGGUUCAAGGGCUGGAACGAGUGUGAGCAGACUGUUGCGCUGCUCUCCCUGCUCAAACGCGUCAGCCGGACCCAGGCUCGCUUCCUCCAGCUCUGCCUGGAGCACUCCUUGGCAGAUUGCACCGAGCUCCACAUCCUCGAAGGGGAAGCCAACAACCCUGGAAUCAUUAACCAAUGGCAACAGGAAUCCAAGGAUAAAGUGAUUUCCCUAUUGUUAACCCACCUGCCUUUACUGAAGCCUGGGAACAUCGAGGCAAAAGUCGAGUACAUGAAACUCUUGCCUAAAAUCCUGGCACACUCAAUCGAACACAACCAACACAUCGAGGAGAGCAGGCAGCUGCUGUCCUACGCCUUGAUACACCCCGCCACCUCUUUAGAGGACAGGAGCGCCCUGGCCAUGUGGCUCAACCACCUGGAGGACCGCACGUCAGGUGGCUUUGGUGGCCAGAACAGAGGUCGGUCGGAUUCGGUGGACUACGGGCAGGCGCACUACUAUCACCAAAGACAAAACUCCGACGACAAACUCAACGGAUGGCAAAACUCUCGAGACUCUGGCAUCAGCGUCAGCGCCUCCAGCUGGCAGGACAAAAACCUGGCGUGCGAGAACGGCCAUCUGCCCCUCUACUCCUCCUCCUCCGUCCCCACAACCAUCAACACCAUCGGCACUAGCACAAGCACCAUUCUCUCAGGCCAGACACACCACAGCCCUUUGAAACGCUCUGUGUCCCUUACCCCACCCAUGAAUGUGCCAAACCAACCUCUAGGACAUGGAUGGAUGUCUCAUGAGGACUUACGAGCUAGAGGACCCCAGUGCAUCCCUUCCGAUCAUGCCCCCCUGUCUCCACAAAGCAGUGUAGCCUCUUCGGGAAGUGGUGGGAGUGAACAUUUAGAAGAUCAGCCUUCUGCUCGUAACACAUUCCAGGAGGAAGGGAGUGGGAUGAAAGAUGUCCCAGCCUGGCUGAAGAGCCUGCGGCUGCACAAGUACGCUGCCCUCUUCUCACAGAUGACCUAUGAGGAGAUGAUGGCCCUCACUGAAUGUCAGCUGGAGGCACAGAACGUUACCAAAGGCGCAAGACACAAAAUAGUCAUCAGUAUCCAAAAGCUAAAAGAAAGACAAAACCUGCUCAAGUCUUUAGAAAGGGACAUCCUGGAAGGUGGCAACUUGCGUGUCCCACUGCAGGAACUACACCAAAUGAUCCUCACCCCCAUCAAAGCCUACUCUUCCCAAAGCUCAAGCACGGAGGAGCACAGCCGGGAGGCAGACUCGCACCACCCCUCCUCCCUGCUGGGCUCGGACAGCCAAGGCUCCGAGUGCAAGGACUCUGCCGCAGCGGGGAUGCCGCAGCAUCACUUACCCGGCUGCGAGGGCGAGUCGGGGGGCGCCCCUCUGCCUGAAGGUGACCUGCCUGGACAGUUCACCAGAGUGAUGGGGAAAGUAUGCACACAACUUCUAGUUUCCCGACCUGACGAAGAGAAUAUAAGUUCCUAUUUACAGCUCAUAGACAAAUGUCUAAUCCACGAGGCGUUUACAGAGAUCCAGAAGAAGCGGCUGCUGUCAUGGAAACAGCAGGUGCAGAAACUCUUUCGGUCUUUCCCUCGGAAAUCCCUCUUGGAGCUAUCAGGCUACCGGCAGCAGAGGAGCCGAGGCUUUGGUCAGUCAAACUCCUUACCGACAGCUGGAUCUGCAGGGGCAGGACUGGGCCGGCGAAACCCUCGCCAGUUCCAGAUCCCCUCCCGUAACCUCCCCACCACCCGGCUGGGGCUGCUGGGUCCCAGUGGGCUACUGGGCACCCCCCAGCGCAGCCCUGCUGCCAGUCCUGCCAUCCUCAAGCAAGGCAGACAGAACCUCUGGUUUGCCAACCCUGGGGGCAGCAACAGCAUGCCCAGCCGGAGCCACAGCUCAGUGCAAAGGACACGCUCGCUGCCGGUCCACACCUCCCCGCAGACCAUGCUGAUGUUUCAGCAGCCAGAGUUCCAGGUACCGGUGACUGAACCUGACAUCAACAACAGGCUGGAGUCCCUGUGCCUGAGCAUGACGGAGCACGCGCUCAGCGAUGGCAUCGACCGAACCUCCACGAUCUAGAAGGUGUCGCGGCAGGGACGCUGGCCAGGAGAACAACUGCUGCGGGUCCAGCGGCGAGGUCGGGGCUUGCAGGGAGCCUCACAAAUAGCUUGCAUCCCUUCUCCACUCUCCUCUCCUCUUCUUGCUCUCUCUCUCUCUCUCUUUCUCUCUCUCCUUGUUUUAAUUUUGUGAAUGUGUAGAUUGUCCUUGUGAACAUAUCAUUAGACUUGGAA